Molecule: messenger RNA, 2124 nt
Organism: Ramularia collo-cygni
Lineage: Eukaryota; Fungi; Ascomycota; Dothideomycetes; Mycosphaerellales; Mycosphaerellaceae
Exons: 2
Coding region: 1-2124 (707 amino acids)
Molecular function (GO): protein binding
Source: RefSeq, a predicted model, not a curated record
AUGAGCGCCGAAGCUGAACAUGUCGCCGUUCUGGUCGGCGAGGGCCAGAACACGACCGCAAAUGUGGCACCCGACACCGCCACCGCCUCUCGUCUCGCCACGCUGCCGGAAGAACUGCUGUCCAACAUCUCCGUCCGAUUGGGCUCCGAUGACAUCUUCUCGCUGCGUUUGACAUGUCGAGACAUUGAAGCCAAGUUCGCGACCGAGUACUUUGAUGCAAAAGGCUUCAUCUUCACCACACACAGCCUUCAAGUCUUGGGCCACAUUGCAAGCCACGCCAAGCUCCGAGAAUACCUCACCAAGGUCUACUUCGUGCCAGCCGAGGUUGCUAAGCCCAAAGCCCGCUGUGAGCACGGCCAUCCCGUUCGAACUACCGUGCGAGAAGGCGAGGCCGUCGCCUUCUAUGUCGCGGAUCAGGCCCAGCUUCAUGCUUCGGGCAUCGACAAGCAAAUGAUCGUCGAAGCGUUCUCCAAACUGCCCGCUCUCCGCCUCUUGGGGGUUGUUGAUCACCUAGGAGGACUGCCCGACGGGGUCGAGUGUAGUGGUAUUCGGAGGAUCUCUCGCACCACCGGUGCUCGGCCGUCACUCACAGGCAUCAGCCAAAAUCACGUCCCCCCGGCCAAGUUCAGCCAUGCUUGGCUGUCGCAUAUUUGGACUACCGCAUUCAACGCACUUGUCGAGAGCGGUGUUACUACGCUGACACGACUGGAGACCGAUCUUGCUGCAGGUCUUUCCCCCGUUACCGAUUUGAAGUUCCGAAAGAGCGCACUGCCUCAGAUCCAAAAUACUCUCGGCAAUCUCGAAGAGCUGUCGCUCCAGAUUCGCACGCAAAACUUUCGAAACAUAAAGCCAGAUCAACAUGAUGAUGGCCAGCGUGCUCGUCAGAACCUCAAGACUCUUGCACAAGCAAUUCCGAAGGUUACCAAGCUGAAGCUCAACUUUGAUCUGCCCCCCGCUCCCCCGUCGCCACUUGCUGGUGCAUUUUUCAGAGCCUUUAUGGCGAAGAUCGAUGUCGGAAUGCUGACGGACCUCUCCGUUGACACGCUCAGCAUAUGCGUCAAGGCUCUUGCAAGCAUGGUGUGCAAAUUGAGGUCGAUCCGACUGCUCUCGUUCAACAACGUGGACGUUGUGGACGGAGCAUGGACACCGAUCCUGAAGGCCCUCGCUCAGCUGCCGAAACUCAGUCACCUGCAUCUCAUGUAUCUUACCGAGGCGAGUAGCAGGGUCUACUUCCUUGAGCAAAUUGCUCUUGAUGGGGAUGAAUGGGCCCCUGGCGAUCUCUUCGGGCAGGCUGCCGCCGGUCACGAGGACCAGUGGACCGAAGACGGGACUAUCGACUCAGAUGACGAAAUUCCGCUGCUGAUACCUGACAUGGUGGGCAAGGAGUCCGAGCCGGCACUUGCGCCGUCAGCUGUUGCCGUCCAGGCUCCCUGCACCCAGAAUGGAGGCAAGGAGUACAAGGCUCCCGGUUGUCAAUCGCAUCCUGAACGUGGCUAUUAUGUAUGCCUCCAGGGAGAAGACGACAUCAAGCAAGAAAUCCCACGACUCAUUGAAAAGUACAACACCAUUGACGGCGCGAAUGAUGGCGGUUUCGGCGAUAUGAUCAUUAAUACUUUCCUCGGCGGUGCACCAUUUGCAGUUCCACCCGCUGCCAUGGGCAUGGCUGCUGGUCCCCCUCCAGGUAACGGUGCCAAUGCCAAUGCUAACGCGGGCGGAAACCCAACCGGCAUCCCGCAUGCUAAUCCACAAGCAAACGUCAACGUCGGUGGCAACCCUAUGGCAAAUUUGCAAGCAAUGUUCGGUGCCCCAACUCAAGUCGGAGGAAACGCGCAGAAUGGCUAUGCUACCUUUGCCAUUCCAAUUCCGGCGGGCAAUGCCGCCAACCCUUUUGCCCCAUUCSCCAAUCUCUUCGGAGGCGCUCCUCCACCAGCUCAGCAAGCUCCGCCCCAACAGCCGGCCCCUCCACCUCAGCAAGCGCCUCCACCCCAACUAGUGCCACAAGCCCAACCCGCUCCUCAACCCAACGUGCAGAACGCUGCGACAAGCCAUUCUCAUUUACCGAGUUGGAUUUCCACGACUGAAGGAGCUUCUGAUGAUUGGCUACUGGAGGAUGAGAUUGAUUGA